Messenger RNA from Nematostella vectensis (starlet sea anemone), 812 nucleotides. RefSeq names its product bublin coiled-coil protein. The record is from RefSeq and is a predicted model, not a curated record. The transcript is spliced from 2 exons. Bases 46 to 312 code for a protein of 88 amino acids. Lineage: Eukaryota; Metazoa; Cnidaria; Anthozoa; Actiniaria; Edwardsiidae.
CCUAUCCUACCCUUAUCAGUACAAGUUUAGAACUUCACAUCCAAGAUGGCGGACGGGAAGGAAGAGUUGACGAAUGGAGACCUUUCCAGCGAUUUGUAUCAAAAGACGGAUCUUAACAUCAGCGAGGAAGAUUAUGAGGCGCUGGACGAUAAAUUGGAUCAACUGAACACCUGUUUGGACAAGCUAGAGAACUGGAAUGACUCACUCAACUCGAGGAUGAGGGAAUUUUUGGAGGACAUGCAGAAAUCGAGGCAAAGUCAAACUGGAGAAGCGAGUGAAAGCAAUAAAGGGAACAAUGAGCAAGAUAAAUAGUGAAGCCGGUAGAAUAUAGAAAUAUAUGAAUUCAUGUUGACUCGAAAGGAAUGGUCAAAAUAUUUAUCAAUUUUCUCCAGUAUGUAGAGUGCUAAUGUAUUAAAUUCAAAGUUGUAUUUACUAAGAAUAAGCGGUAUAGGGGUGACGAAGAUUGAUCAAACUGAAAUUGAUUAAGAAUUAUAAUAUACUCGGUUAUAUACAUUUACACAAAUGUGAAAUUAAACGAUUUUAAAGGAGCAUUUUAUGGUCAGAAAUAUAUAUUCUAGAUUAAUAUAAAUACAUAUACAGUGGAACCAGGAUUUUAUGAUAUGCCUCUGGAGAAAGAAAAUGUAUUUGAAAUCAAGGUAUUGUUGCAAAGAGGUGAUUGAUUUUAUGAUAUAAAGAAAAUACAUUGAAAAUAUCGUUGGGUUAGGUUGGGUUAUUUAAGAAUCAUAAAUAAUGAUUAUGUAUUACUGUAAAUUGUUUGAUCAAAAGUAUAGAUAUAAUGAUAUCUCAAUCAA